AUGCUGCGCCCGCUGGGGCACGGCGCCAUAUCGAGCGUGCGCCCGGUGCGCCGCCGCUCCGACGCCGCGCUCUUCCCGCUCAAGGCCUUGCACAAGGCCAACGUCCUCGCGUCGCCCAGCCGCGUCGCCCACCUGCUCGAGGAGGGCCGCGAACUGGCGCGCUUCGCGCGCGCCUGCACCGUCUUCGUCUCCGCGCUCGUCGACGCCUUCGAGACCCGCACGCAUCUGUACCUCGUCACCCACGUCGCGCGCUACGGCGACCUGGCCGUUGUGCUCGCGCAACUGGAAGGAAAUCGGCUGCCUGCGGACGCGACCCGGGAGGUGUUCGCCGAGAUCGUGCUCGGGCUACAGGAGCUGCCCGGCAUGGGCUACCUGUACCGCAACGUGAUGCUGGACAACCUGCUACUUCGGCGGAAAAUCCAGCUAGUCGACUUGGGGCUGUUCAAGCGGCUGCUAGUGUCGCUGUGCUGCAGCGAGUGCUCCGUCUCCGGCGAUGUGGCGCGGCUGUCCGUGCGGUCCGAGAACGGCGCCUCCGACGGCGCCCAGUCGCUGCUGUCGUGCUGCUCCAGCGACGACGGCGACUCGAUCGUGCGGCUCCUUGCCCGCACGCACAUCUUCGUCGGCACGCGCCGCUACUUCUCCCCCGAGCACCUGCCCGGGCGCCACCGCUCCAAGGGCGGCUACGGCGCGCCUGUGUACGUGUGGGCGUUAGGUGUCGUGCUGUACGUGCUCGCGACGGGAGAGUUCCCGCUCGGGAAGCGCGUGUCAAAGGGCAACUCCAAGGGCAUGUUCGACGCGAUCCGCCAUGAGGAGACCCGGUACCCCACGCACAUGGACGCCGGGAUGAAUGCGCUCCUGUAG
Molecule: messenger RNA, 861 nt
Organism: Chondrus crispus (carragheen)
Lineage: Eukaryota; Rhodophyta; Florideophyceae; Gigartinales; Gigartinaceae
Product: Serine/threonine protein pseudokinase
Exons: 2
Coding region: 1-861 (286 amino acids)
Biological process (GO): peptidyl-serine phosphorylation; intracellular signal transduction
Molecular function (GO): protein serine/threonine kinase activity; ATP binding
Source: RefSeq, a predicted model, not a curated record